This is a messenger RNA of Cyphellophora attinorum, 612 nucleotides long. Its product is annotated as Exosome complex component CSL4. The transcript has a single exon. Gene Ontology annotation, biological process: RNA processing. NCBI's taxonomy places the organism in Eukaryota, Fungi, Ascomycota, Eurotiomycetes, Chaetothyriales, Cyphellophoraceae. Bases 1 to 612 code for a protein of 203 amino acids. The record is from RefSeq and is a predicted model, not a curated record. Gene Ontology annotation, molecular function: RNA binding. Gene Ontology annotation, cellular component: nuclear exosome (RNase complex); cytoplasm.
AUGGCUACGUCCACGAUCGCAUGUCCCGGCCAAGUCCUCGCUCCGAUAUCAACCCAUAUUUCGGGCUCCGGUACACACGUCUACGAGACAAACAUCAUCGCCUCGCUCAUCGGCACAACUGUCACUCAGCCCGCAGCUUCCAAGAACACCAAACCCACCAUCUCCAUCGUCCCUCAAACGACUCACUCACCCCUCCCAAACGUCUCCUCCACUGUCAUAGCCCGCGUCAUCCGCGUCCAAGCCCGCCAGCUGAUUGCCUCGAUCCUGCCCGUUCCACCAACUACAUCCGCAUCGACUCUCAUGCCUUACCCAACCACAACCGACGACUCUGUCCAGUACCAAGCCAUCCUCCGUCGCGAAGACGUUCGCGCCUUCGAGAAGGACAAGAUCAACAUGAACGAGUCCUAUCGUGUGGGCGACAUCAUUCGAGCGGUGGUGAUCAGUUUGGGUGACGAGAGAAACUACUAUAUCUCGACGGCUGGAGAUGAGUUUGGCGUGGUCGUGGCACGGAGUAGCGAAGUAGGGAACGCGAUGGUACCGGCGAGCUGGAGGGAGAUGAGGGACGUUAUUACGGGCAAGGGAGAGCCGAGAAAGGUGGCUAAGCCUUCGUGA